Molecule: messenger RNA, 1416 nt
Organism: Acaulospora colombiana
Lineage: Eukaryota; Fungi; Glomeromycota; Glomeromycetes; Diversisporales; Acaulosporaceae
Source: the annotation of a GenBank genome assembly
AUGACCAGAUUGUCGGAAACAGUCUGUGACAUCAUAGAGUUACUCGAUGCGGAUAUUGCACACGGAAAGUCUGGGAUGCUCUCAAUCAGCGGUGAAGAAAGUAUCACUGGUGGUGCGGGUUCAACGAGCAGGAUGCAGGAAUCAAAUAAAAUUAUGCUUCUGUCAUCGUCAGAUGAUAAUAGAUUUGCCGAAGUAUUUUCUUCGGUUAAUACGAUUUUAAUGAAUCUAAUGGCGAAUGUAAAUAUGAGCGGAUUGUUGGGAGCAAUGUUAGUUCUGUUGUUUGCGUCAAACAUUUAUUCGUUCAUAUACAGCGGAAAUGUCAAUAAAUUUCAGAAAUGCGAUUCGCCGCUUCCCACAAAAGUUAUCCACACAAUCCCUUCGGUGUAUCUUCGUGAUUUGGAAGAGCAAGUUUUCAACAUGAGCAGUGGAAAGGUACUGCAUAGCGUCGUGGAUCCCGAGAGUCAAUUUCUCGACACACGAACCCAGUAUCCACCUUAUCCAUGGUUACUUCACUCCAAUCGGCAAUUAUCCGAGGAAAUAAAUUAUGCUCGCAAGAGAGUUGCAGUGAUAAGAUAUAAUCUGUUAUCGACAUUCAGGCAGAUAAACUCUAUUGAUAAAAUAUUAAUAGAGAAUGAAUAUGUCAAUUGGUUAUUGGAUGAGCGAGCGAAGUGCAAUAAAGCGAAAUGGAUGUUUUUGAAGGAUGAUGCGUUGGAUGAGGAAAAAUCGGUGACCGGUGAUAACGACGUUGAAACAAGAAAGGUUGGAGGUGAAGCCUAUAUCGAUGGAAGUGACGAGGAUAGAGACGACACCAACGAGGCGACGCCCCUUCACCAAGAUCAACCAAAUGGAUGCACAAUAAUACCGUAUGAGCAUGCAUUGCAUGAGCAUGCCAUACAUGAACAUUCAUCACCGAUUGCAGAGUCAGAAAACUCAAUCUCUACGUCAGGAUUCUCAACCAAUCAAUUCUCAGACUCAAAUUCUACAAUUCAAUCUCCCGAUGAUGUUCCCACGGUAGAGCCCUGCGACGCAUUCAUCGGACCCGGAAAUGAUUCCCUUCACAACGACACCACUCUCGUUGGUGCUGUUGCGUUAUCGGAAACGACAAAGUCGUCGACGCACAUACAUUCUAUAAUUAUUAAAAAAGCGAGACCUUUUAGAUUAUUUUUCGAAGAGAAUUGCAAAAUGUUGUUAUCCUUGAAAACUCAACUGGCAGUGGAGUCGCACCGUGCUGAACUAUCGACCUCUCCUACGUCUUGCAUAUUUGAUCUUGCACAGUCGGAGAAGAUUGUUUUUCACCUAUUGCUGGCCCUAAGUUUGGCGCUCCUCGUGUAUGCCGCUAUUGAACCUCAGAUCAGAGGUGAAAGUGACACGAUUGUCAUCAAUCUGAUGGAUUAUAAUUAUAAUCCUUUGUACUAA